GGGUCUCCAAGGAGCCACCACCCACUCCAACCUGCCUCACAAAGAGGCAAGUGAAGCAGAAGGUGGAGAGCCUGACCACUCAGCUCCAGGUGAUGACUGCCCAACGGAAUGAUCUGAGAGAUCGCCUCAUCUUAGUAACUGAAGGUUCCUUGGACAAGAGGCCCUACCACAGUCCAAAUCCUUUCUAUGAACACCUCAAGAUGGAACAUCAGCAGGUCUUGUCAGACCUGCAGAAUUUUGAGAAUGAGAAUAUGGAGGUCUCACAGAAGCUCAGUGAGCUGACCAAGGAAAAUGUCUUCCUUCGUGAUCUGCAGAGCCGGCUCCUGUUGGAGCAGAGGCAGCAGAAGAAAAAGGUGGAUCUGCUGAGGCAAGAGAAGGAGAACCUACAGGAGGAAUGGCUCCGGCUGAAGAAGCACUUGAGUGAACUGAAAGUGCUCUGUAAGGACCAAGAAGAGACCAGUGACCUUGAGAACCAGCAACAGCAGGAGCAGCAAAGACUGGAGGAGAGACUUCAGAGCUUGCUGAAACAGAGGGAGAUGGUCACACAGCAAAAACACUUGGCUAUGAAGCUGCAGCAUCAUUUGACUGUCUCCCAGAUGAGGUCAGAAAAACUCCAACAUGAGCUGGAACAGUCCACAGCUCAGGAUGAGAGCCUCCUGCCGACAGAGCUGCUGCAGCAGGAACACUGA
Onychomys torridus (southern grasshopper mouse) is the source of this 689-nucleotide messenger RNA. RefSeq names its product disks large homolog 5-like. The transcript is spliced from 5 exons. The annotation marks the transcript as partial. Lineage: Eukaryota; Metazoa; Chordata; Mammalia; Rodentia; Cricetidae. The record is from RefSeq and is a predicted model, not a curated record.